This is a messenger RNA of Thalassophryne amazonica, 1913 nucleotides long. It is a transcript of the gene mtmr9, whose product is annotated as myotubularin related protein 9. Gene Ontology annotation, biological process: negative regulation of autophagy. Bases 135 to 1784 code for a protein of 549 amino acids. The transcript has 11 exons. NCBI's taxonomy places the organism in Eukaryota, Metazoa, Chordata, Actinopteri, Batrachoidiformes, Batrachoididae. The record is from RefSeq and is a predicted model, not a curated record.
CUUGUUUUUGUUAUUUUGUUGUAAGGGGAAGGAUUUACGCAAAGCACUUGUUUCCAGUCGGUGUGUUUUUGCUGACGUGCUAAUCUCGUUUCCCGACAAAAAAAGCCAAAAAACAGAGAAAAUCAGACCAGGUGAUGGAGUUUGCAGAGUUGAUAAAGACACCCAUGGUGGAUGGUGUUGUCCUCCAUCGACCUUUCAUGCCCAAUGUUGAAGGGACCCUGUGCCUGACUGGUCAUCACCUCAUUCUGUCCUCUAGACAGGACAACACAGAAGAGUUGUGGCUGCUUCAUUCCAACAUUGAUUCGAUUGAGAAGAGAUUUGUGGGGUCACUGGGGAGCAUCAUAGUCAAAUGUAAAGACCUGAGGAUCAUCCAACUGGAUAUACCUGGCAUGGAGGAGUGUCUAAACAUUGCCAGCUCUAUUGAGGCUUUGUCUACUUUGGAUUCAGUGUCCCUGAUGUACCCUUUCUUUUACCGGCCCAUGUUUGAAGUCAUAGAAGAUGGCUGGAAUUCUUUUCUUCCACAGGAUGUUUUCAAAGAUUUGGAGUCUAUGACAGAUGAGUGGAGGCUGAGCGAGGUCAACAAGGACUUCAGUUUGUGUCCGUCAUACCCCCCUCUUGUGGCAGUUCCCAAACAUAUUGACGACGACGCACUAAGGAAAGUUGCCACCUUCCGUCAGGGUGGCAGAUUCCCCAUACUUAGCUACUACCACAAAAAGAAUGGCAUGGUGAUGAUGCGAGCGGGACAGCCUCUGACAGGUACCAACGGCCGGCGGUGCAAGGAAGACGAAAAGCUCAUCAAUGCCACUUUACGGCCAGGCAAACGUGGCUACAUUAUCGACACGCGCAAUAUCAGUGUAGCCCAGCAGGCCAAAGCUCGUGGUGGCGGUUUUGAAUCUGAAGGUAGCUACCCCCAGUGGAGGAGAAUCCACAAGAAUAUUGAAAGGUCUAAUAUUCUCCAGGAGAGCCUGAUCAAGCUGGUGGAGGCGUGCAACGACCAGUCCCACAACAUGGACCGUUGGUUAAGCAAGCUGGAGGCUUCCAACUGGCAGACUCAUGUUAAGGAGAUCCUCACCACUGCAUGCCUGGCUGCCCAGUGUAUCGACAGGGAGGGAGCGUCUGUGCUCGUUCACGGCACAGAGGGCGUGGACUCCACCCUGCAGGUGACCUCCCUCGCUCAGAUCAUCCUGGAUCCAUCCUGCAGGACCAUCAGAGGCUUCCAGGGCCUGGUGGAGCGGGAGUGGCUCCAGGCGGGCCACCCGUUCCAGCAGCGCUGCGCCAUGUCAGCCUACUCGAACAGCAAGCCCCGCCAAGAGGCCCCUGUGUUCCUGCUCUUCUUGGACUGCAUGUGGCAGAUCUUGCGCCAAUUUCCAUGCUCUUUUGAAUUCCAUGAGAGCUUCCUGGUGCUGCUGUUUGAGCAUGUUUAUGCGUCGCAGUUUGGUACUUUCCUGGGCAACAGUGCAGCUGAGAGGGUCAAGCUGUCUCUGCCUGAGAAGACUGUCUCUCUCUGGUCUUGGGUGAAUCGGCCCCAGGAACUGGAGCAUCUUUCCAACCCGCUCUAUGAGGCCAACAGUCUUGUGAUUUGGCCGUCUGUGGCGCCUCAGAGCCUGCUGCUGUGGGAAGGAGUGUUCCUUCGCUGGAACCGCUCCUCCAAGUGUUUAGACGAGGCGUACGAGGAAAUGGUGCAUAUAAUUGAGUACAACAAGGAGCUUCAGAGCAAAGUCAACAGUCUGCGCAGGCAGCUGGCUCAGCUGGAAACAGAAGAUCCUCUGCUUCAAACACCAUAGAGAGACAGAGACCUGCAGAGUGCAGAUGAGGUAAAAAUGAGAAAAUAACUAAACAUGAAUGAGAAGUAUUUCAAAAUCAAACAGGUUUACAUUAAGUGUCAGUCAUUUGAGAAAUAUUGGAGCUAAAAA